Molecule: messenger RNA, 1812 nt
Organism: Melanotaenia boesemani (Boeseman's rainbowfish)
Lineage: Eukaryota; Metazoa; Chordata; Actinopteri; Atheriniformes; Melanotaeniidae
Gene: asns
Product: asparagine synthetase
Exons: 12
Coding region: 118-1803 (561 amino acids)
Cellular component (GO): cytosol
Molecular function (GO): asparagine synthase (glutamine-hydrolyzing) activity
Source: RefSeq, a predicted model, not a curated record
CCCACGUGCCGCCUCCCCUGUUGGUGUCAGCGGUUGCAUCAGUUAAGCUCUGAAUAAAAAGCUAGUGUCAGUGGAGUUUCAGCAUUUAUCUGUGGGUAACAACUGGAAGGUGUGAAAAUGUGCGGCAUCUGGGCUUUGUUUGGCAGCGACGAGUGCCUGUCGAUUCAGUGCACGUGUGCCAUGAAGAUCGCUCACCGGGGUCCCGACGCCUUCCGCUUUGAAAACGUCAACGGCUUCACCAACUGCUGCUUCGGCUUCCAUCGGCUGGCCAUCGUGGACCAGCUGCAUGGCAUGCAGCCGCUGCGUGUCAAGAAGUUCCCCUACCUCUGGCUCUGCUACAACGGAGAGAUUUACAACCACCACAGACUGAGGAAAGAGUUUGACUUCGACUACCAAACCAAGAUGGACGGUGAGAUUUUGCUUCACUUGUACGAUAGAUUUGGCAUCAAGAAGAUGGCUUCCCUCCUGGAUGGUGUCUUUGCUUUCAUUCUGCUGGACACCGCCAACAGAAAAGUCCAUCUGGGGAGGGAUACAUACGGCGUGCGGCCUAUGUUCAAGUUCCUCACAGACGAUGGAUUCCUUGCCGUCUGCUCAGAGGCCAAAGGCCUCAUAGACAUCACCCACUCGAUGUCCACCGCAGCCAGCAUCGUCCCCUUCCUCCCCGGACACGUUGAGGCCUUUGAUUUGAAGCUUAACGGCAAAGUUGAGUCCGUUCAGUUGGAGCAGUUUCACUGCUGCACACAGGAGCCGGCUCACGCUCGCUACGACACCGUGGACGAGCUGUCCAGACGUUUUGAUGAGGAAACGGUGCAAACCAACAUCAGGACCCUGCUGGAAAACGCUGUGAAGAAACGGCUCAUGGCUCACAGGAGAAUCGGUUGUCUUCUGUCGGGUGGUUUGGACUCUAGUUUGGUCGCUUCUAUACUGAUUAAACUGGCCAAAGAGGAGAAGCUGGACUACACCAUCCAGACAUUUUCAAUCGGCUCAGAUGAUAGUCCAGACAUCCUGGCUGCUCGCAAGGUGGCGGCUCACAUCGGCAGCGAACACCAUGAGGUGAACUUUACGGCAGAGGAAGGCAUCCAGGCUGUGGAGGAGGUCAUCUUCCACCUGGAGACCUACGACAUCACCACCAUACGUGCCUCUGUUGGGAUGUACCUGGUGUCCAAGUACAUCAGAGAGAAGACGGAAAGUGUGGUGAUCUUCUCCGGGGAGGGAUCUGAUGAGCUGACACAAGGAUACAUCUACUUCCACAAGGCUCCGACCCCUAAAGCGGCAGCAGAGGACAGCGUCCGUCUAAUGAAGGAGCUCUACUUGUUCGAUGUUCUCCGGGCUGAUCGCACCACGGCUGCACACGGGCUGGAGCUCAGAGUGCCUUUCCUUGACCACAGAUUCACAUCAUACUACCUUUCCCUCCCUGAGGACAUGAGGGUCCCGAAGGACGGAGUGGAGAAACACCUUCUGAGAAGCGCCUUCAAGGGUCUCAACCUGAUCCCUGAUGAAAUCCUCUGGAGACGCAAAGAAGCCUUCAGUGAUGGCAUGAUGUCUGCCAAGAAGUCCUGGUACACCUGCCUCCAGGAGCAUAUCGAGUCCAUGGUGAAUGAUGACCAGAUGGAGAAGGCUCAUAAGACAUUCCCCCACAACCCCCCCAGCACCAAAGAGGCCUACUACUUCAGACAGGUGUUUGAGAAGCGUUACCCGGGCCGGGCCAAGUGGCUCCCCCACUACUGGAUGCCACGCUGGAUCAAGGCCACCGACCCGUCGGCCCGGACCCUGUCCAUCUACAAACCUGAUAAAGACCAGUGAUCGCUCGCU